Messenger RNA from Leptidea sinapis, 3510 nucleotides. It is a transcript of the gene grn, whose product is annotated as GATA-binding factor C. The transcript is spliced from 9 exons. Gene Ontology annotation, biological process: cell fate commitment; negative regulation of transcription by RNA polymerase II; positive regulation of transcription by RNA polymerase II. Bases 387 to 1838 code for a protein of 483 amino acids. NCBI's taxonomy places the organism in Eukaryota, Metazoa, Arthropoda, Insecta, Lepidoptera, Pieridae. Gene Ontology annotation, molecular function: RNA polymerase II cis-regulatory region sequence-specific DNA binding; zinc ion binding; DNA-binding transcription factor activity, RNA polymerase II-specific. The record is from RefSeq and is a predicted model, not a curated record.
GGUUUAGUAUCGGGUUGCGUCCCAUCGACGCCGCUGCACGUAUUGUUGUAGUCUCGAACGUUCACGCGCCUGCGCCCUACAAACACUAUCCAAUUCAAAACAUUGCUCUAAUACUAUUUUUUAGGUAUUUUACAUAUGUGGCUGUGAUAUUAUUAUCUAAAAAUGAGCCUGCGGACGGAAUGGAGCGUCAUUCAGUGUUGUUUAUCAGGCCAGUAAUAGUGAUUUGUGAUAGUGAUCGACAUUUAAGUGAUACGUUAUCAAUAAGGACACUCUAAGAUCCGCAAGGCAUGAGGCGCUUCGACUAGGCAAACAUAAAAUGUUAAGAUUCGUUCGUGAAUGAGAUGCGGACAGUGCGAACUUAAAGUGCGUGUUCAUAAAAGCGAUGCAUGGUUUGUGAGGGCGGUACUGCGGUCAUGGACAUGAGCGGCGAGGGUGGUGGCUCUACUGGCACGCUCCAGCAGCGCUGGUACGACAGCCGGGUGAACGGCAGUCCUGCCGCUGGUGACGUCAGCUCCGACGCUAACGGCGAUGGCUUCUUCCACUCGCCGCUGGAAGGCGGGCACCAUAGUCGGGCCCGCUACUACCAUCAACAAAUGCAUGCCCCUUAUUCGUCCGCUGUGGGAUCGCAUGGUCGGACACUAGGCAGCGGGAGUGGUCAAGUGUGCAGGCCUCACUUCCACACGCCGCUUCACCCAUGGCUGGACUCCAAGGCUCUAAGCGGUGGGUGGGGCAGCGGCUUCCAACAGGACGCUCAAGCAGACAAACCCCUCUCUCCCGCCCAACAUCCACAUCCUCACCCCCUUUUCUCCUUCCCCCCAACGCCUCCGAAAGACUCCACUCCUGAUUCCGUUGCAGCGGCAGCAUUAGGUCAACAAGACUACCAGGCAGCUGUCGCUCACGCCACAGCAAUGAGUGUGGCGUUCAUGCAGCAACAGCAGGAACUGCCACUCUGCGGAGAUGUGAAGCCCAUGAUGGGGGCUCCGUCUUCUAAGCAACGCGAAGGUGCGCAGGCAGACUCGUGCCCUCAAGAGAGUCAGCCCUCUGGAGAAUACAACGUUCAAUACGGCAGUAGCGACUACUACAACUACCAGGGGAAGGGAUAUACCGGGCAGCAGCAAAAUAAACCCCGCCCGAACAAGACGCGAACGAGCGCUGCCUGCCAGGAGACAGAGGGUCGAGAGUGCGUGAACUGUGGAGCAACAAGCACUCCUCUGUGGAGACGCGACGGAACUGGCCAUUACCUGUGCAACGCGUGCGGCCUAUACUAUAAGAUGAACGGACAGAACAGACCUCUGAUCAAACCUAAACGAAGAUUGGUGAGUUCGCUUCAAUCUGCGGCGCGGCGCGCGGGGACUUCGUGUGCCAACUGCAAGACUACCACCACGACGCUGUGGCGACGGAACCAGAACGGAGAACCAGUCUGCAACGCCUGCGGACUCUACUACAAACUACAUAACGUAAACCGGCCAUUAACAAUGAAAAAAGAAGGAAUUCAAACACGAAAUAGGAAACUCAGCAGUAAGAGUAAGAAGAAGAAAGGAGGAAUGGGCAUGGGUGGUGGAGGGGCUUGCGCACUCGCUCUCGGAGGAGUAAUGGGAGAUAUGAUGAAACCUUUGGGAGAUGCUACCAAAGGAUUUGGUGGCUCUGCUUUCCCUUCAGCUAUGGAUUUCGGUCAACACCAAGUAGGUUUGGUCCACCCUGCAGCGGCACAUAUGUCACAUUGGUACGGCGCACCACACCAGGGCUUCGCUCCACCUCCGACUUCCCAUAACCCCUACCAUCACCAUCACCUAGCGCAGCUCAAUUCUAUGACUGGCUGGAGGAGUGAAUAUACGUGAUAAGGAACCGUAGAAAAGAUAAUUUAUUAAAUCUAUUACUUGUUUCCUAACUAACGGAACAAGUAACGUAGUACUGUGAUUUCAUUUUCAUACUGACGGAAGAAUUUCGUCAUCAUUGACACCUUAUGAUAAUGGUAAGACUGUAACAGAAUUGAAAUUUGUUACACAUGUUAUUGUACAAAAACGUACGUUGAUACAAACAUAUCUUAUAAGAAAAUCCAGGUACAGAAAUGAAACUAAUGAAAGCAGAAAUUUUAAAAAAGCAUUGCGAAUUCAAUCAGUUAUAGUGAUACAAAAGUUUACUGGAAUUGAGGACUGCAUUUGAAACACCUCUUAAAUGCAAGAAUAUUUGAACUAUUUUAAUUAAUACACAAAUAAAAUUUUAAACAAAAUUUUAUGAACGAUGCGGGGCUCUCUCAAUCUGAGAGUUGAACAAAGUAUACAAGAUUUUAUGAGAUACGUCAUUUGAUCUGUUAGAUCAACGCAUCGUUCAUAAAAUUUUGUCUUCAAAUUUUAUUUGUGUACUGAUCCUAGAAGUGAGGGUUAUCACUUUAAAAACAUAACAAAUUAUUUUAAUUAAAUUAUAAAAAAUGAUAUUUGGUUACUACACUGGCCCGGUUAAUUCAGUCGUUAGAGAAAUAAUAUAGCGAUGUUUAGACUGUCUCUGCUAAAUACGAUUUUGAAUUAUACCUUAUUUGAAUUACGCAAGAUAUAAAAUUUCUACCUUAACUAGUGAAUACUCAUCAUGGUUUGUAAAUGGGUGUUUGAUUAAUGAAGUUUUGAUAAAGACUUUGCGUUUUCUAUUUUGGGUAUUUCUACACGAGAAUGCUUAUAAUAUACAGUGAUUGUUUUCCUGCAAGUAUUAAUCUUGAGUGUUUUGUAACUAGAGAAAUUGUACAGUAUUAUAUACUAUGAUAAGGUCGAUUAUUGUCUGCAUUCAUAAUUCGUAUAAGUAGGCAUUGUUUAAAUCAAUUUGUGUAUUUUGUAAAUAUCUCUCUAAGUUAUAUUACGUUCCUGUAAAGAUUGUUUUAUUAUCAUAUUUUUGUAUUUAAUUUUCGUUUCGCAAGUAAUUGUGUUCAGAGAUAUUUCGUAAAAGUUUUGUAAAUUUGAUUUUAGUAGACUUAAUCGAAAUGCAAUAGUAAUUUAUAUGAUUAGCUUAUAGUUAUAUGUGUAAAUACGGUUUUAAAUGUUCAAUUAUUUUUGUAAAUGGGUUCAAAAUAGCGGUCACAGAUUUGGUUCGUUUGUUUCUUGUAACAAUCCUAAAUAUUGAAGAAAUCAAUUUGUAUUUUUGUGGCCAUAAAGAUGCCUAUGUCAUUUAUGAAAAAAGCUACAACUUACUAAAAAAAUGGUAAUAAUUAAUUCUAUAGCGGUCUGAAAGCGCACAGUUAAGGCGGUUGUUAGAUAUUUUUCCAAAAAAGCUGCUAGUAAGUCAAUAUCUGUUAUCACAAAUGACAUAGUGAAUUUUAAAAUAUAUUAUGUAAAUAUGAAUGUAUAUGAAAAUGUAGAAAUUAAAAAUGACAUGUAAUUACAUAACUAGCAAUCACUCACAGACACGAGCAACCCAUUAUUGUAUUCCCGUAACUAAAGUUUUAGUUUUUAAAACAGAACAUUGUGAAGUUGUGUAUUUUAAAUAAAAUUGCGAAUAAAUUAUCAAUCAUUGAUAUUUCAACAA